AUGGACAAGCAGAUCUCCAACAUCAUUAACACGGCCCAUAUGCAUCUCAGGAACAUUGGAAGACUCCGCAACUAUCUGAGUGCUGAUGCUACUUCAAAACUUGUCCUAUCUCUGGUCAUGUCCCGAGUAGAUUACUGCAACAGCCUCCUCAACAACGUCAACAAAGAUCAGCUACGUCGCCUUCAAGCCCUCCAAAACACUGCUGCAAGAAUCAUUACAAAGUCUAAAGUCUUCGAUCACAUUACUCCAAUUCUAAAUGAUUUACACUGGCUACCAAUCACCGCAAGAAUUGACUACAAAACUAUUGUAAUGACGUACAAGUGUCUCAACGGAAUGGCCCCUGACUACCUCGCAGAGUUACUGCCCCUGUAUCAGCCCUCACGCUCACUGAAAUCACAAACCAAAUGCUAG
Messenger RNA from Haliotis rubra (blacklip abalone), 411 nucleotides. RefSeq lists its product as uncharacterized. NCBI's taxonomy places the organism in Eukaryota, Metazoa, Mollusca, Gastropoda, Lepetellida, Haliotidae. Bases 1 to 411 code for a protein of 136 amino acids. The transcript has a single exon. The record is from RefSeq and is a predicted model, not a curated record.